AUGCUGCUGUUUCUCUCUCUCCCUGUAUAUAUAUAUUUUUUAAUCUUCAUUUGUUAUCUUUUUUCUCUCUUUUUUUUCCAACGGGAAGGGGAAACGAUGAGUGUGAUGGCACCACUCGUUGACCUUGCGGGGGGAGCUGUGCCGUAUGUGAAGGACACCACAGAGCGCGUUCCAACUUCUGCGACCUCGGCGGUGACGAGGUCCUGGUCACAUGUUGAUUGUGUGACUCUGUUUGCAACGUUUGCCGCCACGUCCUUUGCUUACUCCCUUGUUGGUCACCCCUUGUUUCUUGCGGUAUCUCGUCAGCAGUGCAGCACGACACGACUGACAGUGCGGCAGGUUCUUCAGGAGGUAUACUUGCAACAUGGCUACCGUGGAUUAUUCCGCGGUGCUGGUGUAGCUGUCUCGGGGACUGUCAUCAGUGAGCUCGUCUACUACCUGAUUGUGGAGUACGGAAAGGAGCAUUUGCCGCUACCGACAAAAGAGCAGCGAUGCCUUACAGGGGGUUUUGCAGCAGACCUCAUCUCCGGACCCAUUUUUAAUCCCUUUGCCGUGGUGUCGCAGGUGCAGAUGGUGGCUGAUUGUCGUGGCGGAGAGCACAAAUAUAGAAAUGCUUUUAGCACGACGAAAUGUAUUUUGAUGGAGCAAGGCUGGCGCACUCUUUUCCGUGGCACACUAUUAACCAUGGUGGUCUCACCCCUUACUGGGGCGUGGUGGUUUGUGUAUGAGCUGCUAAAGCAGAGGGCGUACAAAAUCGCCUCGCGCAGCGCACCCUUACUUGGGGCUGUUACUCCUGCUAGAGUUCGGCAAGAACUGCCUGUGACCUGCACUUCCACAACUGAUAAUCUCAUUGUGAACUGUGUUGUGGGGGCCCUGUCAAGCAUAAUCAUUGGUAUCUUGAUGAACCCACUGUACGUAUUACGACUUCGGCUGCAGGUGGCGAAAAACUUGGGGAGUACGCGUUUUCCGGCAAUUUGGAUGAUGCGGAAUGUUUUUCGAGAAGAGGGCAUCCAGGCGUUUUUUAAGGGACUGCGUGCGAAUCUUUUUAUGGCAGUCAUUGGCGGCUCGGCGUUUGGAAUGACGUACGAGGGAGCGAAACAAUUCUCAGAUAUCACUGAAAGUGGUUCUUUCACUCUUAGCACGUUAGAAAUUGGAUCCCGAUAA
Molecule: messenger RNA, 1164 nt
Organism: Trypanosoma cruzi
Lineage: Eukaryota; Euglenozoa; Kinetoplastea; Trypanosomatida; Trypanosomatidae
Exons: 1
Coding region: 1-1164 (387 amino acids)
Source: RefSeq, a predicted model, not a curated record